AUGACAACGGUGGCCGAGAUGCCGGCCCGGUACGAGGAGGCCGCGGCGCCGGAGCAGGCGGCCACGGCGGCCUCGGCCGAGCGGGUCUCACCCCUGAUGCGCGCCUGCCUGAGGGACGACGUGAAUGAGGUGCAACGGAUCCUAGGAAGCCAGGACGCUCGACCCGACCUGCUGGACGCCGCCGACGAGGACGGGCUGACGCCGCUGUUGCUGGCCGUCAUCAGUGGGCAGCAGCCGCUGCUGACUCUGCUGCUGGAGCGGGGCGCUGACAAGGACUGGAGGGACCACGAGCGGCACUCGGCCGUCCACUGGGCCACAGUGUGCGGCGAGCUGGGCCUGCUGGACGUGCUGCUGGAGGCCGGCGCCAACGCGUCCACCCCGGACAUCCACGGCGCUUACCCGAUCCACUACGCCGCCCAGAUGUGCGGCCCUAACUCAGAAAUGGCAACGGACGUGCGCGUCGGCCUGCUGGCGCUGCGGCGGCUGCUGGCCGCGGGGGUGGACGUGCACGUGGUGGACCACGACGGCCGUCAGCCGCUGCUCUGGGCCGCCUCAGCCGGCAGCUCGGACGCGCUGGUCAGCCUGGUGAACGCCGGAGCCAGCGUGGCGGCCGCCGACAAGGACGGCCUCACCGCGCUGCACUGCGCGGCCAGCCGGGGACACACGGACUGCAUCGACACCCUGGUCACGCUGUGCGGCGCCGACGUGGACGUGAUGGACAGCAACGGCUGCACGGCCCUCUUCUACGCCGUCACGCUGGGCCACGCCGACUGCACCGAGCUACUGCUCCGGAGCGGCGCCGAGCCCAACCGACAGGACCGCAAGGGACGCACGCCGGCCCACUGCGGCGCUGCGAAGGGCCAGAUAGAGACGGUGAAGAUGCUGGCUCGAUACAGCGCCAGCCUGGGCAUCCGCAACGUGAGGGGGGACCUGCCGCUUCACGAGGCCGUCCGGUCCGGCAGAAAGGAGCUGGUCAGGUGGCUGCUGCAGCAGCGCCCGGAGUCGGUCAACCACGCCAACAACGAGGGCAGGUGUCCGCUGCAUACGGCCGCCAUGACCAACAACGUCGAGAUGUGCAAGGUGCUGAUGGACCUGCACGCCCAAGUGAACCCUCUGAUGCGGUCGAGCACCGGCCAGCUGAUGACACCCCUGGACUCGGCUCUGAGCAGGGGCAGCCGCAGCUGCGCCAAAUACCUCCAGCUGCACGGAGGAGCGUCGGCCAGCGCACUCACAGACCUCAGGUCACCGCCUCAGGUCAACGACUCCGGGUAG
Pollicipes pollicipes is the source of this 1272-nucleotide messenger RNA. Its product is annotated as ankyrin homolog. The coding region runs from base 1 to 1272 and encodes 423 amino acids. Gene Ontology annotation, molecular function: protein binding. Lineage: Eukaryota; Metazoa; Arthropoda; Thecostraca; Pollicipedomorpha; Pollicipedidae. The transcript has 9 exons. The record is from RefSeq and is a predicted model, not a curated record.